AUGAAAACAAAGUGUGUUUUUUGUUGCUUUGUUUUUUUUUUUUUUUUUCCUGUAUUUUAUAUUUUUCAUAUAUUAAUUAGAUGUGUACAUAUAAAAAAGGCGCGAACAAAAUGCUUACCCUUAUUUGUGUGUAAUCAUAAACAAAAAUAUCUAACAAGAAAUAAAUCAUCUUUAAUAAAAAAAACAAAGUCAAGUUAUUUUAAAACAUUUUUAUGGGGAUAUCCUAUAUAUGAUGAUUCCCCACAUAAAUUAAGAAGACAAAAAAUAUAUCCAAAUUUUGAAUAUGGAGAACUGAGAAAAGAUCAAGACUACGAUUACGUUAUAAGUACUAAUCUUAGUCAAAAUAACCAUAAAGUUCCAGAUGUUGGCUACUUUUACAAUGUUGAAGAAAUGGGGACCGGAAAAACUGACGACAUUCACACACCAAUUGAAGUAGUUUUUGGUGAAAGAGAUAUAGAUUCAAAAGAGGUGGAAAAAAUUAAAGAUGUUCUAAAUACCUUUGACCAAGGAAAUGGGUUGGGAAUUUGUACAUUGAUGGGAGCAAAAAGAGGACACUUCGCUUUUAAGUAUAAUGGCUAUUUGGGUCACUUCCAUGGUAUUAAAAAUUAUCUAAGAUUUUUAAUUAACAAGCAUUAUCCUGGCUCAAAAGUAACUCUCAUCAGUGAGCAUUGGAUCGAUAAUAUUGACCAGCCAGUUUGCUUAAGGCACAGUAACAUUCCGCUUUCAAAAAUUGGACAUCAACGGAGAUUGGUAUUUGGCAAGUACGAUUACAUAUAUGAAAAUGACAAGAAUAAGAAAAUAUAUAAAGGAGAAAAUAGAAGUAACGUCUGGGCAUUUUACAACGACCCACAAAUGUUAACAUAA
Plasmodium adleri (nom. inval.) is the source of this 864-nucleotide messenger RNA. Its product is annotated as conserved Plasmodium protein, unknown function. The record is from RefSeq and is a predicted model, not a curated record. NCBI's taxonomy places the organism in Eukaryota, Apicomplexa, Aconoidasida, Haemosporida, Plasmodiidae. The transcript is spliced from 7 exons. The coding region runs from base 1 to 864 and encodes 287 amino acids.